AUGGCGCCAUUGAUAGUGAUGAUGCUGCUGAUGAAGAUGGCARCAGCUUCUGCUCCUAGCGCUGAAAUGGACCCAAAACCUGGAAAUGGAACUGGUGUUCUUAAAGAUUUGUGCUACACAGUGGGAUUAGGAGUGAAAUCCAUCCCCUCCAUCCCCAGCAACAUCCGGUGCUUGAGCGUUACCCAGACACAGAUCAGAGAGAUUCCCCCGCAYGCCUUCAGGAACCUUCAGAACCUCAGGAAGCUAUUGAUCCGGGAGAACGACGUGCUGCAGCGGAUCGGUCAGUACGCCUUUGCCGAUCUGCCUCACCUCGCUGACGUCUCCAUAUCUGAAAAUGUUGCUUUGGAGACUAUAGGAGCGUUUGCGUUCUCUAAUCUCCCAGAGCUCAUAGAGAUAGAGAUAACCAAGAUGAAAAACCUGAAGUCCAUACAUCCUGAUACUUUCAGGAACAUUGUGAACCUUCAAUAUUUGAUCAUCUCCAACACGGGCCUGAAAAAUUUCCCAAACCUUUCCAAGAUCCAAUCUGCGAGUCAAGGCUUUCUGUUUGACAUGCAGGACAACAGCUGCGUAGACACAGUCCCUGCCAAUGCCUUCAACGGCCUCUGCACUCAGCCCAUUAAAGAAAUACGGCUCACCAGAAAUGGCAUCAAGGAGGUGGCAAGUGACGCCUUCAACGGAACAAAGAUGUACAGAUUGCUCCUGAGAGGAAACAAACAGCUAUCUCACAUCAGCCCCAGGGCUUUUGUAGGUUCCAGUGAGUUGGUGGUACUAGACGUCUCACAAACGGCUGUCAGCUCUCUGCCGGGCUCCGUCCUCGGCGGUCUGAAGAAGCUGGUGGCAGAAUCGGCCUAUCAGCUGAAGAAACUCCCUCCUGUGCAGGAGUUCACCAGCCUGCGCUCGGCCAACAUGACGUACUCGUCGCACUGCUGCGCCUUCGUAAACAUGAGCAGAAACAGAAAAAGGUGGCACCCUCAGUGUGUCCAGCCCGAGCUGAGGAGCAUCCAGGCCUUCAACAAGGAGCACUGUUCCAACUCCACCGACUUCGACUGCACCCCGAAACCCGACAAGUUCAACCCGUGUGAGGACAUCAUGUCUCCUGUCUACCUGCGGAUCCUCAUCUGGAUCAUCUCGGUCCUCGCUCUGCUCGGCAAUGCAGUGGUUCUCCUCGUACUGUUGGAGUUUGUGAUUGUUUUGAUGUUUGAAUGUGUGUCUCUGCAGGUGAGUAUUUGCCUGCCCAUGGACGUGGAGUCCCUGGUGUCCCAGGUGUACGUUGUUUCGCUGCUCCUUCUCAACAUCCUGGCUUUUGUUUGCGUGUGCGGCUGUUACCUCAGUAUCUACCUAACGUACCGGAAACCGUCGUCGGCGCCGGCCCACGCCGACACCAGAGUGGCUCGACGCAUGGCCGUCCUCAUCUUCACCGACUUCCUCUGCAUGGCUCCCAUCUCGUUCUUUGCCAUCUCUGCCGCCCUGAAGCUGCCUCUCAUCACCGUCUCGCAGUCCAAACUCCUCCUGGUCGUGUUCUACCCCAUCAACUCGUGCGCAAACCCCUUCCUGUACGCCUUCUUCACCCGUAACUUCCGGCGGGAGUUCUUUCUUCUCGCAGCUCGCUUCGGCCUGUUCAAGACCCAGGCRCAGAUUUACCGGACGGAGACGUCUUCGUGUCAGCAGCCGACGUGGACGUCUCCGAAGAGCAGCCGUGGGAUUUGCUCCUUAGCCAACACGCCGAGUGUAGAUGGGAAACAAGAGUUCUGAUUGUCCCGAACAAAUUUACAAACACAGACUUUAACAGGAUCAAUCAAUCUGAUGAGUCUUGUUUCACAUAACCAGAAAUGCUUGWAGAUGAUAAUGCAGUUUAAGAAAUAAGGGAUGCAUAAGGUUAAAUGAUUUAGAGUCUUSAUUCUCAAAUUUCCCAGUAACUUACUUUAAAUAUGCACAAACAGUUUGAUUCAGCUUGAUUUCUUAUAUUAAUUGAAUGUUUAACCUCCAAACAAGUUCGACAAGUUCUCAGUUUCCUUCUUAGAUCACAUAAUCCAUACGAAAACGCGAUGAAAUUGUUUAAACUGCAGCCAUCAAAGU
Austrofundulus limnaeus is the source of this 2076-nucleotide messenger RNA. RefSeq names its product follicle stimulating hormone receptor (gene fshr). The coding region runs from base 1 to 1752 and encodes 583 amino acids. Gene Ontology annotation, molecular function: G protein-coupled peptide receptor activity; follicle-stimulating hormone receptor activity; protein binding. The transcript has 12 exons. The record is from RefSeq and is a predicted model, not a curated record. Gene Ontology annotation, cellular component: plasma membrane. NCBI's taxonomy places the organism in Eukaryota, Metazoa, Chordata, Actinopteri, Cyprinodontiformes, Rivulidae. Gene Ontology annotation, biological process: follicle-stimulating hormone signaling pathway; adenylate cyclase-activating G protein-coupled receptor signaling pathway; hormone-mediated signaling pathway.